This is a messenger RNA of Acanthoscelides obtectus, 363 nucleotides long. The record is from the annotation of a GenBank genome assembly. NCBI's taxonomy places the organism in Eukaryota, Metazoa, Arthropoda, Insecta, Coleoptera, Chrysomelidae.
AUGAAUGCUGACAAAUAUAUGUCGCUAGUGGCAAAAUGUACCGGGGCUAAAAGAGUGAAUUUUACAAAAAGGAACUCUUACACAGCUAGGGCCUACGCCGCAGCUAUAUCCCAUUCCAGAGGUCCAGGUUGGCAUGUGGAAGCUUCAUGGAAAAAUAAUUUUUCGACAGGGCCCACGACAUCCAAGUGCCUUGGUACUCUCUACUCUGUAUUGGAAGCAGAUAACCAAGGACACUUGUGCCCCAUGGGUUUCCUUUUACAGGCCUCCAAGCUGUUCUACAAGCAUCAUCAGCUGUACAAAACUAUUGAAGGCGGUGGUGAUAACGGAAUUUCCUCCGCAAAUCUCUCCCAGAAUGGAUUCUGA